UGGACUGGCCCAAGUCUUAGAGUUGCUCUCUUUCCUUUCUAGCUGCUUCUUCCAACUUUGUAUCAAUCAAACAUUGCCAUUAACAAAAAUACCAAAAUUCUCUGAACUAACUGAAGUUUGGAAUGCCUCAACAAUUUUACAGCUAACUCUUAGGUUACACAUACAAUUGUUUCAGGUGUCGUCGUCUGGAGAUUUGUUAAAUUCAUCCAUUGGGAUUAUAUGGAUCAGAAAAUGAAUGUGUAUAUAUGGGACAUGGAUGAAACCCUCAUAUUGCUAAAGUCUUUAAUAAAUGGUACAUAUGCUGAGGCAUUCAAUGGAUCCAAGAAUGUACAGACUGGUGUGGAAAUCGGGAAGAUGUGGGAGGAUCAUAUUCUUCAGAUAUGUGAUGACCACUUUUUCUAUGAGCAGGUUGAAAAUUGCAAUAUGCCAUAUCUGGAUGUCAUGAAACAAUAUGAUGAUGGUCGAGAUCUCACUGAUUAUGACUUCAGCAAGGACGGCUUUGGUCCCCCGUGUGAUGAUCUUAACAAAAGGAAAUUAGCGUACCGUCAUCGGUCCAUUGAACAGAAGUACAAAAAGGGGUUACAUAGUAUUCUUGAUCAAGACAUGAUUAAAUCGUGGAGCGAACUUUAUGACGUCACUGAUAGUUAUACUGACAUGUGGUUCUCGGCAGCUAAGACUUGCUUGGAACAGUGUGCAGUUGGGAAUAGAGAUUUGGCUUCUUCUUCGGGCUCAGCUGUUGCUACCAAUGAUACUAUAUUCCAGCAUGUGAAUAUCUUAGUGACUUCUGGAUCAUUGAUACCCAGCUUAGUUAAAUGCUUGCUCUUUCGCCUUGGCGAUUUAAUCCCUAGCGAAAAUGUCUACAGCUCAUGGGAAGUGGGCAAGCUCCAGUGCUUCUCAUGGAUAAAGGAGCGGUUCAGUGGGCCGAACUUGCAAUUUUGUGUUAUUGGUGAUGGAUGGGAAGAAUGUGAAGCAGCAGAAAGUAUGAGGUGGCCAUUUGUCAAAAUUGACCCUCGGCCAAGCAGUUACCAUCGGUUUCCAGGUUUAACACCAAAAGAACUGGGGCACUACUUCUCUGUUGUGUAUGGUGAGUCUGAUUCAAAAGAUAAUGAUAGAUUAGCUCCUUCUGGCAAUUGAUCAUAUGAAUAUGUAGCUUAUUGGAAGAAAUCAGUACAUGCACCAAUAGCACUUCACCAAGAAGAUAGUCUUGCCUAAUUGUGAAAGCAAAAAGGUGAAGGUUCUUUAAAAGUUCUCAUUUUGCAUGAUAGAAUUCCUUUAAACUAUGUCCUAUGACCUGUGAGGCUAGUCUGUAUAGUUAACUUCUCGAUGCCGUCUUGCUUAUUGUGUUCUGUUAUGGCCAUUCUACAGGUACUUAAGUAAGAUUUUCUCCAUUUCAGUGUAUA
Molecule: messenger RNA, 1400 nt
Organism: Nicotiana tabacum (common tobacco)
Lineage: Eukaryota; Viridiplantae; Streptophyta; Magnoliopsida; Solanales; Solanaceae
Product: protein phosphatase EYA
Biological process (GO): cell differentiation; positive regulation of DNA repair; multicellular organism development
Cellular component (GO): nucleus
Molecular function (GO): protein tyrosine phosphatase activity
Source: RefSeq, a predicted model, not a curated record